AUGAACCCAAAUCCUUCAGAAUAUCCCUUACUUAAUAUCCCUGUACCGUAUAUAUAUCAACUAAGAGAUGCAAGAAACGAUCUUAAUACUUUACCGAUGGUCAAGCAUGACUCCAUUUUUCUUGUUUCUACGAAUAAAAACAACGAUACGGAUCAACAGGUAAGGGUGAAAAGAAGAAGGCUGGACUCUUUUGAUGCAAAUGGAUUAAAUAUUAUGAGAGAUGUCGACUCCAGGAGUCUCGAAAUGAAUGAUCGUGCUGAAGAGAAUGAUUUCAAUGAGGAAAAUAACAAUGUUGGUGUAGAUCCUGGAUUCAAACUUCCGGCAACUGAUGGUGCCAACAGCGAACCCUUAUCAAUAGAUACUCCUUCCAGUUUGGUUGUUGCUGCUACAGAGUCAACAGUUGCUGCACAUCCUCCCACUUCAACGAUACAAUCUGUUGCUACUGCUACCACAACAGCUGUGAAUGGGCCGGCAUCAACAUCACCAAUGACUGUGACGGUAGAAAACGGAAUGUUAGAAGAAGCUUUACCAUUAUCACCUACGGCUACAUCAGGAAUGAACACACCGACAGCAAAACAUGGUCUUAUCCCACUAGACAAAACAACCAAUCUUUCCACUGAUGAAUUAGUAAUGAAUAAUUUGUUGACAAAUUUACAAACACAACUAACACCAAUACAAUAUAAGAAUUUAAUAUUCAAGAUCCUUUCCAAUUUGAAUAGAACUGCAUUAUCUGAUUUAAACUCCGUCCUUAAUGGUAAUUUGAAAAGAGAUAUCGUUUCAUCAUUGCCUAUUGAGAUUGCCCUAAAAAUCUUUCAGCAUUUGUCCUAUGAUGACAUUUUCAAUUGUCAAUCGGUUUGCUCCAAUUGGAAUGCCAUUAUAAACACAACACCAUUGCUUUGGAAAAACCUUUUGAUUUCAGAGUCAUUUGUGAGUGCCCAAGAAGUUGCAAACAACAAUAAUAAAAGCUCUUUCUUCAAGGAGAAAUUUAUUGAAAGUUUAAGAAUUUUACAAAAUUGGUACAAUCCAUCAUUUAAACCAGAAAGAACAACAUUGACAGGUCAUGCCACAAGUGUUGUCACAUGUUUACAGUUCGAAGACGAUUAUGUAAUAACAGGUGCAGAUGACAGGCAAUUAAGAAUCUACGAUGCUCGAUCUAAAAAGUUUCUGAAGGAACUAAGCGGUCAUGAAGGUGGUGUAUGGGCAUUGAAGUACGAUGCUGAUGGAAUCAUCGUAAGUGGAUCAACUGACAGGUCCGUUAGAAUAUGGGAUAUUAAGAGAGGUUGUUGUACUCAUGUUUUCAAGGGUCAUACUUCCACUGUUAGAUGUCUUGAAAUUGUAACUUAUAAAAACAUGAAAUACAUUGUAACAGGGUCUCGAGAUAAUACAUUACAUGUUUGGAAAUUAAUUAAAGAGGAAAAAUUUGAUGGAGAGUUACCCAUGGUUUAUAAUACCCCUGAGGAAAACCCUUAUUUUGUAGGCGUGCUUAGAGGACAUAUGGCUUCAGUACGUACCAUUUCGGGACAUGGGAAUAUUGUCAUUAGCGGAUCUUAUGAUAAUAAUUUAAUGGUCUGGGAUAUUGCACAAAUGAAGUGUCUUUACGUCUUAAUUGGCCAUACGGAUAGAAUUUAUUCCACCAUUUAUGACCAUAAAAGACAAAGGUGUAUUUCUGCAAGUAUGGAUUCCACUAUAAAAGUCUGGGACUUAGAUAAUAUUUGGAAUAAUGGGAAUUGUACGAUUAUAACCAACUCAGCCACGCCCUGUACUAAGAUUACAGGAUCCAUGUUGACUUUACAGGGUCAUACUGCAUUAGUUGGAUUACUAAGGUUAUCGGAUAAAUAUUUAGUUAGUGCUGCAGCAGAUGGGUCACUAAGAGGUUGGGAUUCCAAUGAUUACUCACGAAAAUUUUCGUAUCAUCACAACAACUUGAGUGCCAUAACGACAUUUUACAUGAAUGAUAAUAUAUUAGUGAGUGGGUCAGAGGGUCAAUUUAACGUUUACAAUUUAAGAACGGGUAAAUUAGUCCAUUCUGAUCUGUUGCGUGAUGCUGAUCAAAUAUGGUCAGUGGAUUUUAAAGGUUCGUUACUGGUUGCCGCUGUGGAAAAGGAUGGUGAAUCUUUCAUCGAGAUGUUAGAUUUCAGCAUACCGAGCCCUAAACCUAUAAGUGAAGUAGAAGAUGAGACCACGAGUAAUUAA
Naumovozyma castellii is the source of this 2193-nucleotide messenger RNA. It is a transcript of the gene CDC4, whose product is annotated as SCF ubiquitin ligase complex subunit CDC4. The record is from RefSeq and is a predicted model, not a curated record. The transcript has a single exon. Lineage: Eukaryota; Fungi; Ascomycota; Saccharomycetes; Saccharomycetales; Saccharomycetaceae. Bases 1 to 2193 code for a protein of 730 amino acids.